This is a messenger RNA of Fragaria vesca subsp. vesca, 1142 nucleotides long. Its product is annotated as long-chain-alcohol O-fatty-acyltransferase-like. Lineage: Eukaryota; Viridiplantae; Streptophyta; Magnoliopsida; Rosales; Rosaceae. The transcript has a single exon. The record is from RefSeq and is a predicted model, not a curated record. Gene Ontology annotation, biological process: lipid metabolic process. Bases 4 to 1053 code for a protein of 349 amino acids.
GAAAUGGAGGAAGAGCUCAAGAACUUCAUCAAGGUAUGGAUCACAACCAUCUUAUGUCUAUGUUAUUGCCAUAACAUAGUCUCUAGAUUAAUCCCAAAGGGCCUGCUCACGCUCAUCUCCCUCCUCCCUGUUUUCUACCUCUUCAUCACCACCCCCUUAACUCUCCACUCCUUCCAUCUCUGCGGACCCACCACCUUCUUCCUAGUCUGGCUUGGAAUCUUCAAGCUCCUCCUCUUCUCCUUCAACCUCGGCCCUCUAUCACCACCCCCACCUUCUCUCUUCCAUUUCAUCUCCAUUGCUUGCCUCCCCAUCAAAAUCAAACAGAACCCAAAUCCCAAAGCCACCCAAAAACCCAGAAACCCUAUUGGUCUGCCAAACAAGUCAAUUGUGGUGGCUGUGAAAGCAUUGCUUUUGGGUUUGAUCAUUCAUAGCUACGAGUACAGACCACAUUUGCACCCGUAUGUGAUCUUAGCCUUGUACUGUUGCCACAUGUAUUUGGCUCUAGAUAUUCUCCUGGCCCUGAGCGCCACUCCGGCUCGAGCUCUGUUUGGGUUCGAGCUUGAGCCCCAGUCCGACGAGCCUUACCUCUCCACUUCGCUUCAAGACUUUUGGGGCCGUCGAUGGAAUCUAAUGGUCACAAAUAUCCUGCGCCCAAGUGUAUACGAUCCCAUCCGGCGCGUGUCUGCGCGUGUGGUUGGGCGGCGGUUGGCCAGGCUGCCGGCGGUGAUGGCCACGUUUGGGGUGUCCGGGUUAAUGCACGAGGUUAUUUACUAUUAUCUCACGCGCGUGCAGCCCACGUGGGAAGUGACAUGGUUUUUUGUGCUACAUGGGGCUUGUGUGGUGGUUGAGGUGGAGGUGAAGAAGGCGGUUAAGGGCAGGUGGAGGUUGCACCCGGUGGUUUCGAGGCCAUUGACUUUGGUGUUCUUGGCUGUGACCGGCAACUGGCUGUUCUUUCCUCAGUUGAUUAGGAAUGGUGUUGAUACAAAGGCUAUAGGGGAAUAUGCAAUUAUGGUGGAUUUUGUGAAGGCUAAUUUGCCUCAUUUACAUAGGUGAUUAAUACACUUUAACCCCGUUAUUGAUCUUCUUUUCUUGUUGUUGUUCAUGGAAAUGAAGUUGGAAAUUGAGGUUUUGUGUACUGAUGU